CACUUCCUGGUCUGUGCUGGGGACCGGAAGUAGCUGAGAGGAAGUUUUGUGAUGGUGUCACCGGGGGUCCUGUGAGUGCUGGGCUGCCGUUGGUCUGUGUAGGGAUGGAGGGGCGACCUACCUACGAGGAUUACACGUACCCUGUGGUCUUCCUGCCCCCCUAUGAGAACCCCCCGGCCUGGAUCCCCCUUCAGGAGAGAGUGUACAGCUCAGAUUACAACAACGAGCUGACGCGUUUCCUCCCCCGCUCCAUCCUGCUGAAGAAACCUCCUGGAGCUCAGUUGGGAUUCAAUAUCCGAGGAGGGAAGGCGUCUCAGCUCGGGAUCUUCAUCUCUAAGGUUAUCCCCGACUCUGACGCUCACCGCGCCGGCCUACAGGAAGGAGAUCAGGUGCUCACCGUCAACAAUGUGGAUUUCCAGGAUAUCGAGCACAGCAAGGCUGUGGAGAUCUUGAAAACUGCCAGAGAAAUCUACAUGCAAGUCCGCUACUUCCCAUACAACUAUCAGCGGCAGAAGGAGAGAACCGUCCACUAGCCCCUGAUCUGUCGGUGGAAAGGCGGCGCCGGCGGUGGUGGUGCCGUGGAUGUGAUGGAUCACUCUAACCACCUACCUGUGACCCCUCCCCCCCGGAGAUACAUAGACCCCUUCAUAUUCGGGGUACGGCGGUCUCUGGGAUCUCUUAGGCUGAGCCGUUCAUUAUAAAUCUGUAAUACACAACAUUCUAUGGGGACUUUCCCUUCACACUAAGACUCCUCCCUACUAAUUAUAAUGUGUGGGGACUCUCCCUUCACACUAAGACUCCUCCCUACUAAUUAUAAUGUGUGGGGACUUUCCCUUCACACUAAGACUCCUCCCUACUAAUUAUAAUGUGUGGGGACUCUCCCUUCACACUAAGACUCCUCCCUACUAAUUAUAAUGUGUGGGGACUCUCCCUUCACACCAAGACUCCUCCCUACUAAUUAUAAUGUGUGGGGACUCUCCCUUCACACCAAGACUCCUCCCUACUAAUUAUAAUGUGUGGGGACUCUCCCUUCACACCAAGACUCCUCCCUACUAAUUAUAAUGUGUGGGGACUCUCCCUUCACACUAAGACUCCUCCCUACUAAUUAUAAUGUAUGGGGACUUUCCCUUCACACUAAGACUCCUCCCUACUAAUUAUAAUGUGUGGGGACUCUCCCUUCACACUAAGACUCCUCCCUACUAAUUAUAAUGUGUGGGGACUCUCCCUUCACACCAAGACUCCUCCCUACUAAUUAUAAUGUGUGGGGACUCUCCCUUCACACCAAGACUCCUCCCUACUAAUUAUAAUGUGUGGGGACUCUCCCUUCACACUAAGACUCCUCCCUACUAAUUAUAAUGUAUGGGGACUUUCCCUUCACACUAAGACUCCUCCCUACUAAUUAUAAUGUGUGGGGACUCUCCCUUCACACUAAGACUCCUCCCUACUAAUUAUAAUGUGUGGGGACUCUCCCUUCACACUAAGGCCCCUCCCUACUAAUUAUAAUGUGUGGGGACUUUCCCUUCACACUAAGACUCCUCCCUACUAAUUAUAAUGUGGGGGGACUCUCCCUUCACACUAAGACUCCUCCCUACUAAUUAUAAUGUGUGGGGACUCUCCCUUCACACUAAGACUCCUC
Molecule: messenger RNA, 1636 nt
Organism: Rana temporaria (common frog)
Lineage: Eukaryota; Metazoa; Chordata; Amphibia; Anura; Ranidae
Gene: PDZD11
Product: PDZ domain containing 11
Exons: 6
Coding region: 105-533 (142 amino acids)
Biological process (GO): maintenance of epithelial cell apical/basal polarity; neurotransmitter secretion; protein localization to basolateral plasma membrane
Cellular component (GO): basolateral plasma membrane; synapse; cell-cell junction
Molecular function (GO): protein binding
Source: RefSeq, a predicted model, not a curated record